Messenger RNA from Rotaria socialis, 1467 nucleotides. The record is from the annotation of a GenBank genome assembly. NCBI's taxonomy places the organism in Eukaryota, Metazoa, Rotifera, Eurotatoria, Philodinida, Philodinidae.
AUGGCUGCCAUAUGCAAACAAUAUUUUGAAAAGUUCAAAGCUCGUGUGAGUGGGCUAUAUGCUAAUAGCUUACUUAACCUCGUGCUCGGUCUCAUUGAAAUGAAGACCGGUGUUGAAUCUCCAAUUAUUGCUAUGGGACUAUUCGGUGUUCUUGCUACUUACUUGAUGUUCGGUUGGUGCAAUUAUGCUGUUUGUAAUUUCAUUACACUAAUCUAUCCAUUAUGUACCUCAGUAAUGGCUAUUAUGUCAGCUGACAUGAGCGAUCAUAAACAUCUACUCACCUAUUGGAUUAUUCAUUCAUCACUUGGCUACAUUGAAUAUAUUUUGCAUGUAGUUUGUGAUUUCUUACGAGUUUAUUGGCUUGGUAAAUUAAUAUUCUUUUUAUGGUUUAUUAAAUCUGCACCACCUUCGGUUGAAUCUAGUGAAGAACCAGAAAUGACUCUCGAUUCUAUUCCAGAGCCUACUAUUCCAGAGCCUACUAUUCCAGAGCCUACUAUUCCUCGAAAGAAAGCAACAGCAAGUAAUUUUAAAAGAACCCAAGUUAAUUUGCCACUACGUUCUGCUGAACUCAGUCGCGAUGUCAAGUGGGCACCAAAUGGUGUUGUCGUUGCUGGAGGACAUGGAAAUGGUGGUGAUCUAAACCAAUUAUACGCUCCUCGUGGUGUGUUUGUUGAUGAAGACCAAAAUGUUUAUGUGGCCGACUUAUGCAAUUAUCGUAUUGUUGCAUGGGCAUCCGGUGCAACUGAAGGUCGAGAAGUGGUCGGUGGAAUUUAUCAAAAGACUAUGAUAGAGAGUUUCAGUGGUCCAGCAGAUCUGCUCAUUGACAAAAAUUCCGAUAGCUUUAUUAUUUCUGAUGACACCAGUAAACGUGUAGUACGAUGCCGUCGCCAAGGUGAUACAGAAUGUGAAAUAAUUAUUUCAGGUGUCGAGGCCAAAGGUUUGGCUAUCGAUGAAAAUGGAUCUAUCUAUAUAGUGGACGGUGAAAACAAUGAAGUUAUACGAUAUAAUAUUGGUGACAGUGAAGCUACGAUUGUUGCAGGUGGUAAUGGAGCAGGUGAUGCUCUUAAUCAACUGAACUGUCCACAUUCCGUUUUUGUCGAUCAAGACUAUUCGGUGUAUGUGUCAGAUGAAGACAAUCAUCGUGUUAUGAAAUGGGCAGAUGGUGCCACUGAAGGUGUUAUUGUUGCUGGUGGUCAAGGAAAAGGUGACAGUUUAUCACAAUUCAGUUCUCCUCGUGGAAUCGUUGUGGAUCCAUCAGGUACUGUUUACGUAACUGAUUUAUCGAAUGCACGAGUAAUGCGUUGGUUCAAAGACGCCAAACAAGGUGAAGUCAUUGCCGGCGGAAACGGUGAAGGAGAAGAACCUAAUCAAUUAACAUCGCCCUCUAGUUUAGCAUUCGAUAAACAUGGUAACCUAUAUGUUUCCAAUUUAGGCAGCGCUCGUGUGGUGAAAUUCGAGAUUGCUUAA